Raphanus sativus (radish) is the source of this 3204-nucleotide messenger RNA. RefSeq names its product transcription factor MYB53. The record is from RefSeq and is a predicted model, not a curated record. Lineage: Eukaryota; Viridiplantae; Streptophyta; Magnoliopsida; Brassicales; Brassicaceae. The coding region runs from base 2090 to 2998 and encodes 302 amino acids. The transcript is spliced from 6 exons.
AUGCCGUUCACACCAAUCAGUUUACACUUGCAGUUUGUUAUCCUGCAUUUCACAAACUAACCAAGUCUUUCACGCUUCGGCCUCGCUUUAAGCUCCGCAAAAUAAGCGAUGUUCUUGAUAUAUCAAGUACAAGAGGCUUAAGACAAAAAUGCAUAUCUAAAGGAGAUUCGCAUUAUAUUCUCUGAAGAACUGUCUCACCAACUCCAUGUGCUUUAAAAGGCGUGUGAAGGAAACGAUGAACAAGACCAGUCCUGUUAAAUUCUGAGGUCAGUUGAUGCUUCUGCCCAAUUUUUUUGUUCACCAAUGUCAGCACUCAUCAAAAGUUCUGGUUCAGUUCAUGAAGCAACAUGAUUUCAGACUUGCUUUCCUUUUAAACAGGUUUGUUUUGUAAAUUUCUAGUUUUUAUUGGUUUUGAGCAAUAUAUGUUAACUGAUACAUCUAAAAUGAUCGGUGUGGAGCUCUAACUAAAAUAGCAUAAUGCUAUUGUCUCCAAUUCUAUCUCCAUCUUUCACUGUCUUUAAUUAGCUGUAAAACUGAUGUCAUCAAUGAAAGGAUCUCAGCCACCUAAAAUUAUAUGUAGUGGUUGAUGCCUAAGAAAAUUACGCUUAAGGCCCACCCGUUUUGGUUCAUAUAAUACGAAAGGGUGACUUCACCUUUGUAAAAUGGCAUUGCAUUUUUUUCUUCCUGUUACCUAUGUCACAUGUUCUUGCAGGUUUCUUGGUGAUGUAUUUUAGCAGAAUUACCGUUUGAGGAAAGUGCAAUGCUAAAUGAUUUUGAACGGACAACUGAACAGAUGAUACGCAUUGGAAACCUUGACAACUUAAUAAGCCUACGGCAGUGAAGGUAUCACAGUUAUGAUACCUUACUAUGGUGAAAACGUUUCCUUAUUCAAUUUCUGUAGAUAUUAGAAUUUUUUCCUUGGAGACAAGUUAUCAUUCUUUUUCUUUUUGUCAAAAGAGGACAAGUUAUAUUUCAUUUGAUAAAAUGGAGAAAGCCCUAUCAACUACUUUAUGGAGAAGACACAGAAGAAAAAGACAAGAAAUGCCAUUUGGUCCAAUGCAGAGAGGCAUUGGGGGAGAAAAGUCUUGUAGGUUUCAAAGAUGGUGGAGAUUUAGAUAAUUUCUACACCAACCUCUCCUCUAACAAGCUCCUUGUAAAUUUUCAACAAAAAAAUGCGUGUCGUCAUUCGUCAACAUUACCAACAGUAACGUCUCUUCUCAUAGCUACAAAACUUCUCAUAUAUCCUGAUAUGAUCUAUGUUGCUCCGUUUUCCAGUAUUUUGAGACUCUUAGAUUUAUAGUUAGUUUAUCUGCAUCACUUAUCUCACUAUCAGAGACAAAUCUCUCAGUGCUCAUGGCUUGAUCAUAUGAAGAAAAUACAACUAUAUAUAUAACACCAAAUACAUAAGUGUCACGAGCAAUUAGAAACCUAUCUUUGCUUGCCAAAGGAGGUCUCUCUUCAGCCAUACUUAAGGUGACAUCUGUCGUUAGUGCUGACUUCUUUUUGUAACUUUUUGUUUGUUUGUCAGCCGUUGAUUAUAUAUAUUUGAAUAGUUUAUGACUCUCUUGUUCUACUCACCUGAAUAUUAUACAUGCAAAGUUUCCUACCUCUGUAGUUAGAAGAAAUCCUUAAUAAUACAUAAGUUUUGAGAUGUAAUCUCAUUUUAACAUAAUGGUAUCAGAAUCCGAUUCAUACUGAUGUGACUCAAAGUUACCAUAUCCAUCAUUGCCGGACUGCGACUGCAUGCCAUCAUGUUAUUAUGCCUGCAUGUACUCUUGACGAUAUCUCAAGAUCUUGAAUAGUGCCCCAGAAGAAGAUUGCUUGAAAAGGUUAUGCGGUACGUAUACCGAGAGAAUAAAGAAGAGACAAUGGAGUGUAAAGGAUGAAAGCGACAUGGGUUGUUUUGGUAUGCGAAUAAGAAAGAAGCACGUGGUUAGUGAGAGAGGGAAGUUCAGCUAUAUAAAUAGAAAUAAGCAGCAGUUAGUGGUUGUGAAGAAAGGAGACAAUCGACCAAAUCUUUUUGACAGUUAAAAGAAGGUAAACAAGAAGAGAGGAGAGACCGUUGUUAGAUACAGAUCGUUCAUCAAACAUGAGAAGAUCUCCUCUCUCGGCUGAUGAAACCGGUUCUCUGAAGAAAGGUCCAUGGUUGCCUGAGGAAGAUGAUAAACUCAUCAGUUAUAUCCACAAACAUGGCCAUAGCAGCUGGAGUGCCCUUCCCAAGCUCGCUGGUCUUAACAGGUGUGGGAAGAGCUGCAGGCUACGAUGGACAAACUAUCUAAGACCCGACAUUAAACGAGGAAAAUUCUCACAAGAGGAAGAAGAGACCAUCUUGAACCUUCAUGCGGUUCUUGGAAACAAGUGGUCAAUGAUUGCAAGCCACUUACCAGGAAGAACAGAUAACGAGAUCAAGAAUUUCUGGAACACUCAUUUGAAGAAGAAGCUGAUUCAGAUGGGUUUUGAUCCCAUGACUCAUCGUCCAAGAACUGAUGAUAUCUUCUCUAGCUUAUCUCAGCUCAUGUCUCUCUCUAACCUUAGAGGACUUGUUGAUCUGCAGCAACAGGUUCCAUUUGAAGAUCAACAAGCUUUACUGAAUCUCCAAGCUGAGAUGACUAAGCUCCAGUUGCUAAACUACUUACUUCAACCUCCUCCUCUUGCCAUGAGCAGUAGUAACAACAUUAACCCUAGUGAGUUAAACAUUCUCAAUCUCCUCACCAAAGAAAACUACAAUACCAAUAAUCUUGACCUCAGUUUCCUCAACCUCCCAUCUCUCAAAACCCUAGAGGAAAAUCAUUUGAGUCAAAACAAUUCUCCAAUAUGGUCCCAUGAACCACCUAGCUUGAACCAAACUAUGUUGCCUUCUCAUGAUCCUUCCCCUUUGGGUGAUGAUUUGGCUCUGAACCAGGCUUCCUCAAGCCAUGAGCAAGAAGCAGCAGCUACAGGCUCUGUAGAUUGGCCUGAUCAUCUCUUUGAUGACUCCAUGUUUCCUUAUCAAUCUUGAGGUAUGUUUGUAUAUGUUUCUAGAAACAUGAUUGUUUAAUGUUUAAUUUGCAUGUGGAGGUUCUGCAUCUGUACGUUACUUCAUGAUGUGUACAUGUGGUCUUAUGUUUUAUAACUCAUACAUGUUGUUUAUAUUCUUCAUACGAACAUUCUAUAUGUAAACCUCAGUGAUGUUUAAAAAAAUCAAUCUUCAUCUACUUUACGGUU